This is a messenger RNA of Apis florea (little honeybee), 919 nucleotides long. It is a transcript of the gene Osi16, whose product is annotated as DUF1676 domain-containing protein Osi16. Gene Ontology annotation, cellular component: membrane. Lineage: Eukaryota; Metazoa; Arthropoda; Insecta; Hymenoptera; Apidae. The record is from RefSeq and is a predicted model, not a curated record.
AUGAAGGGACUACUCGAACGAAGUAAGCAGCAGGCCCUGUUCGCGGUGAUGCUGCUUCCAAUCCUUCUCGUCGGUCCCGCGAUCGGCGAGAUCGAGAGACGCACCUCGAAGCAGAUGGUCGAGGAGUCGCCCGAGAGCUUGGCCUCGAGCUUGAGCAAGGAUUGCGGCAAGUCGUACAGCGCCACCUGCCUGAAAUUGGACGUGGUUUCGUUCCUCGACAGGCUGUCCGAGCAGGAGGACAUCAGCAUCCUGCCGGGUGUUUCGGUGAUCAAGGAGAACGGUUCGGCCAACGUGCCGGCCUCCGAGGUGGUCGCCAACCUUGCCAGAGAUUUCCCCAACGACGUGGAGAAGAGGCUGGACGCGUACCUCGUUCACAAGGUGGGAAGUUACCUCAACAGCCACUCCAUCUCCAUCAAACUGUUCGAUCCGAGGACGUUCGAGGCAGCGAGAAAUUUUAACGAGGAGACCCUGGCACAACUCGGGCUUGGCGGUGGUGGGCAAAGCGUCGGAACUGGGCGCAAGAAGGAGAAGGGCGGCAUGGGAGGCAUGAUGGCCGGGCUGAUGAUGAUGAAGGGCACGUUGGGCGCUAUAGGCUUCGGCGCCCUGGCAUUGCUCGCCGGUAAAGCACUGAUGACAGGCCUGAUGGCCCUCAUGUUAUCGGCCAUCGUCGGCCUGAAAUCUCUGGCCAGCGGCGGCGAGAAGAAGACCACGUACGAGAUCGUGAGCAAACCGGUGUACUCGAGUUCUCACACCCACAGCUCGGAGGAGCACCAUGGCCACGGGUACGGGCAUUCCGGGUACGGAAGAUCCUUGGACGCGAUCCACGACGAGGUGGAGCAGGCCGUUCUCAAGUACGGCAACGUGCGGGAUCGUCGAUCGCUGCUUCGACAAAAUUAACAUUAACUCGUGAUCGGAGGAG